Molecule: messenger RNA, 4661 nt
Organism: Danaus plexippus (monarch butterfly)
Lineage: Eukaryota; Metazoa; Arthropoda; Insecta; Lepidoptera; Nymphalidae
Exons: 5
Coding region: 352-4320 (1322 amino acids)
Molecular function (GO): serine-type endopeptidase inhibitor activity
Source: RefSeq, a predicted model, not a curated record
UAUUCUGCACUGCAACCGCCAAUAAAUCAGUGAAUUACAGAGGCUCAACAAAGAUGGUCGGUGCGCUCUAAUUUACAUAUAUUUUACGGAAGACGUGAUGCGAAUCUACAAAGAAACACUAGAUUUUAUAAAAUACGGCGUGAUAAAUCGGCCUGCUCUCGAGGGAAGACGGCGUGUAUCGCCGGAGGGGGCAUUGAGCAAACGGCUCAGUCUGUUACCGCCGUUACUGAACGAACCACGCGGGCCACGAGCCAGCUUCGCGCUUCGAAUUUUAAAAAAAGAAUCUAACGUGUACGUGAUGCCCGUGAUUUUUGCACUCAUCUAAAAGUUCCAGGUGUUAAGAGUGACAGAAUGCGGGUUAUUAUAUACGUGCUCGUUGCCGGUGUUUGCGUUAGCGCACAGAGUAAUCAGAUCAGGCGCACGAAGCUUCCGUACGUAGCUGACGCGGUUGGAAAUAGUCUACCUCCUCCAUCGAGUGGUCCAGCGACCGUCGGGAGCCCCGUGAACUUAUUAACCCCAGAUAAAUAUGAGUUUUAUACUUUUGAUGAAUCUGGUGAACUGGUUAAAAGAUUAAUGACUUUAGAAGAAAUACAAGCAAUAGUAGCAGCAGGUGAAGAAACAGACGGUCUGGUUACUUUCGCUAAUGAUAAUUUACCGACAUUAACAUUUAACUUUAGUCAACCUUCACAAACUAAAGUACACAAUGUUGUUGCUAACGUUCAAAAUGUUCUUAAAGCACAAAUGGAAGCUCAUAAAAAUAAACCUUAUAUCCAACCAACGUUAGAUACACCAGACGUGUCAGAUUCUUGGAGUUUGAUACUGCCAUCAAUAUUUGGUAAUACUGGAAUGGACAUAGUCCCAGAUAAAUUAUCGGAUUCCUUUAUCACGCCAGAAACCGAAACAAUGGAUAUUAAUAGUUUCAAUAAGGAAGGUGUGAACUCACAAAGUAAAGAAAGCAACGACAUACCAAUACAUCCAAAUUCAGAGACGAAUAAAAAUACUGGUAUAUUUGAAAGUACAACCGAAAUACCUUCAACUACAAACAAAUCUUUAGAACCAACUACAUCACCGAUUACAACAACAACAACAACAACAACAACAACAACAACACAAAAACCUAUUUCAACCACAAGACAGGAAAUCUUAACUACGACUCAAAAGCUGUCCUCAACUACUGUAAGGCCGACUACAACUAGAAAAAUUGACUUGGAAGCAAAACCGAUGUAUAAACCUAAAGAAAAUUCAACAGAUUCUACAAAUAUUUCCAAUUCCACUGAGGAAUACAAAAUUACGUCAACAAAACAACCAUUUACUGCCAUAUCUAGUGAAGGUACGCCUCCCAAACAAGUACCUACAACACUAAGCCUAGGCGAUAAUUUUAAUAAAUCGGCUAUUAAAAAAUCUAAUAUUACCAAAACAAGUACCAAUACUGUUGCAGACAUAAAGCAAUCUCACGAAGAAGGGAAUUAUAUUCCUGUUUCUACAGUGUCAUAUAUAACGGAAAGUUCUACUAAAAGAAUUAUAUUGAAUAAUAAGUAUCCCAUGUCUUCUAAUGAAAAUUCUUUACAAAUUAAAAAAACUACAGUCACCAGCACAAACAAACCUAUUGUAGACAAAGACAACGAAUUUGAAAAACAAAAUGCAACCACUAUGACUACUCAAUCUAUUUCUCCUUCAACUUCUAUAUCUUCUAUAGAAUUUUCUUCAACGUUGAAACAAGAAUCGCCAAGCAAUUAUGAACAAAAAAUUCCGACACCUUUUAUUGAUACUCAAAAUGAUAAUUCAGACUCUGCCAUACCUUUGUUUGAUGUUGCACAAAGCUUAAGUCAAAUAGCUUCAGAUUUAAGUGGAAAUUUUUCCCCCGUUCCAACAUCCACAAAUUUAUUAGAAACAACUAAAAUUAACAAUAUAGAUAUCGAGAGUAAGGAAAAUUUAGAAAUAGAUAUACCAACGGAAUCAAGCAUCGAACUUGACGUCAAAGCAAAUAAAACUGAAGAAGAAGAUAAGUUUGUAAAAAUUUCUACUUUUGAACCUGCUGGGAAUGGCGUGAAUGUUAAAGAUGAAGUUCUGAAUUCAUCCCAUAACUUAGACGGUUCAUUAGAGCUUAAACCAUCGAUGACGUCAUCUCCUCCAUUGACUAACAUGGACACUCUUUUAUCAGAAUCGAUGGAUAAUCUUCUUUCUCAAGUCGCUAACGAAGAUCCCGAUUCUACGACUGUUGUGUCAUCUGAAAAUAACAAUGAAACUAAUGAUAUAAUUACUACAACAUCUCUUGAUUUGACUACAGUUAACACUUUUAAUCUAGAAACGACGACAGAAAAUUAUCAGACAGAGACAACAACGACUUUGCCAAUAACCAGCAAUGAUAUUAUAAUGGAGAAGAAUAAUGAUAAUGACAAAAUAAAUAAAAAAGAUACUAUUUCAGAUCCAUUUUUACUAUUAAAUAAAACGUUACAAACUAAGACAAACAGUGUUCUUGCAUCUGAAUCUGUAACUACUGACACUAUAUCUACUCCCAAAGAUAAUGUUCAAGUGACCACUAGAGCUCCCAUUAAUCAUUUACAACAAGAAACUUUAACAAUGACCAAUGAUAACCAACAAACUAUUAGUACAAUUAAAAUUACUAGUUCUGUAAACGAUAUUAACACAACUAACGUACCACAUACGAUGCAAGAAUCAAAUAAAAGCAGCAAUAUAAACAAACAACAAAAAAUAUCCGAGGGUUUACCUAAAAUCGACGAUUUUAAGAAAAAGAUUCAAAAGGUCAAUAUUGACGACAAAGAGUUUUCUAAUGAGAGAAACAGUUCCUGGAAACUGGUACCUACAGUCGUUAAAUUAAGUGAACUUGCAAAGGACAAACAAAAUGUCGAGGGAUUUUACACUCCCGAUAAUGACAAAGAUAUAAUUUUGGAAUUUCCAAAGGAAAAUCAAGGUUUAGAAGUGACCACGAAAGAUUUACGUGACGACAUAAUGGAAUUCACGGAGCUUUGUAAUGAAUUGGCAUUUAAAUACUGGAAUAUCAUGACGGAAAAGAUAGAUAAGAAACGUAGUAUGGUAUUCUCACCAUAUUCUAUAACUUCUAUGGCGGCCAUGAUGUUCAUGGGAGCCAAAGGUUCUACAUCAGGGGAAAUGAAUGAAGUGCUGAGACUUGAUGACAUGGUUACAUUCAAUCCUCACUUCACAUUGAAGAACAUCUCCGAUUCCAUAGACACAACACCCGCUUCGGGCGUCGCUGUAUCAGUGUUCAUAAGAGAACUGUACAGUGAAAGAAAUAAGGGUAAAUUUUUAACCUUCUAUAAAGAGAGAGCUCAACAUUUCUACAACGGACAUGUGGAGGAAGUAAACUUUAAAUUGAUUAGCGAUAUAAUACGACGAAGAACUAAUUUACUCGUGAAAAGAUAUUCCUGGGGUAAAAUUUCAGAAUAUAUGAAAAGUAACAGCAUUAUUAUGAACCCACCUCUAGCGGCUUUUGCAGCCAACAUAUUUUACACCGAUUGCAACGGAUCGUCCGUUGAAGGAAGGGAUGGCGAGAUGUAUUUCGUUGUAUCACCUAGUGUGAGACAGCGUCGCCUGGUGCCUGUACCAGCCGUGGUCUACCGUGGUAACUUCCUCGCUGGUUACGACCCCGUCCUCGAUGCGACAGCAGCAGCUUUAGGUAACACGAAAUCUAUAAUCAGCACUCUCUUCCUCAUGCCGGGCCAGCAAGGGAACGUCGUUCAAGCUGAUGAUUUGGAGAAUCUUGAGAAGAGAUUAUUGAAAUCUGAUCCUAUCACACCAGCGUGGAACAGAUUAUUGCGUACCCUACUUCCUAGGUUUGGCUUGGAAUUGCAAAUACCUAGAUACAUGCACAAAUCCGUGUUCAACGUUUCAUCGACAUUGCAACGCAUGGGAUUAAAGGAUUUGUUUAGUGAGGAACACGCUGACCUGGGUGGUUUGAACGGUCCGUCGAAGGACCUUUAUCUCACUGAUAUGAUUCAACAAAGCUCAUUCGCUACCUGCGGGGAAGGUCUCAUUGGUGAGCAGCAUCAUAUUGAGGAAUAUCCUGAUACGAUCGAAGUGAGAUCGAAACGUAGGACGUCUAGAUGGAACACAGGCUGGGCUGAGCCUAGAGAUUACCAACGAGCUUUCCACGAUCCCCAUGACGCUGGUGAAGCGAUGUACUUACCCCUGCAUUUACGACCGAGGCAGGCCAGACUCCCCACCAGGAGUUCCCAACCAGCUAGAUUAAAAUUCGAUAGGCCUUUCCUAUACUUCGUCAGACAUAACCCAUCUGGAAUGAUUCUUUAUGUGGGCCGUUACAAUCCCAGGCUCUUACCUUAAAGGCCAUAAAAGACUGUUAGUUUAGCUAAAACUUUAUUUCUCUAAGGCAGUGUUGGCAUACUGGCGAGUGUAAUAUAAAAUGUACGUAUAUGAGAAUAAUCAUUGAUUCCAGAUAAGCGAUACUGUAUUAGUAUUUUACGUGUUGGUGUGAAGGUAUCUUAAUGUAGAGGAUAGAUAUACAUUGUACCUCCAGACUAAAACAAAAUGAAAUGUUUGUAGUUAUGUAGCUAUAUAUCAUGUAAUAAUAAUUAUGUGCUUUGUAAUUUAGCCCAUUUUAAUAACUCAUUCCAUUUCAUUGUCAUCUUUAAUAAUGCGAUAAGAAUAAAUUAGAUUAUAAAUAA